Aureobasidium subglaciale EXF-2481 is the source of this 2905-nucleotide messenger RNA. RefSeq lists its product as uncharacterized. The record is from RefSeq and is a predicted model, not a curated record. Gene Ontology annotation, molecular function: protein binding. Bases 67 to 2733 code for a protein of 888 amino acids. Lineage: Eukaryota; Fungi; Ascomycota; Dothideomycetes; Dothideales; Saccotheciaceae. The transcript is spliced from 2 exons.
CUUUGAGCAAACAUUCUUGAUCCUCGUCUUCACUUUCUGGUCGGUGGAGAUCAUGUAGUCGACAUCAUGAUGUCUGGCCAGUCGAUCUACCUGCAAAUUACUGCCACUCUUCUUGUAGUCAUCACCACAAUUUGGUAUCUAGCAUCUGAUCACAUCAGAACUCGAUCACAACAUCUCGACAUGGCUGGUUGUGAACCUGAAGAAGUAUCCAAUCCAAAAGAAAAACCUCCCAACUUGCUAAGCAAACUUCCGGAGGAGAUUCUCCAUGGAACUUUACGAUACCUUGAUGAUAUCGACUUGUUUAGAUUCGCUCAAGCAUGUCGCUGGUCAUACGACAAAUCGAUCCCCUUACUAUGGCAGAAUGUCGAGUUAACGGACUGUCGCACAACGAAUCCUGCAAGCGUUGACUGGAGUGAUGAUCACGAUGACACACCCAUCAUCCGUAAACUUCUUGUCCUAGCCAGCAAUUCAUGGAUCGCUUCCCAAGUACACACUCUGACACACCGUUGUCAUCUGCCACCGCCGGCUAUCUUUUAUGAGCUUCCGAGGAUCAGCUUCCAUGGUCGUACGCUUUCACAUGAUCCAAGGACACUGCGACUACUUCACAGAGCUUGUCAAAAUCUUACAGGCGUACAUACAUUGAGAAUCAUUUUUGGUCACUGGGAACUUACUCGCGGCCUUCUGAUAGGACUGCUGGGUCACUCCAAAGGUUCCUCAGUACGGCACAUCUGGCUUGAGAACUGCAGCAUCGCAGGUAUCCCAAACAGUUUAUUGCAAUCGCUCGACCUUACGAGGCUAGAAAGUCUUCGCCUUCGCAGACUACCACUGCUUGCUAAUGUCGGAAGACACGACUUUCAAGAAGUGUAUAGUCGGGGCCAAUUCCCCGAUUGGCGAAGCGAUCAGACAAAUGAGAUCAGACAAGACGGCCGAGGUGGUCUCAUACAAACAUCUGUUGAGCAACUCAAAAUCCAAGAGGCUGCUGUCAGAAACUUGGUACUAGCCUAUCAAGUACAGGCGAGUGAUGCAGAGGCCAAGGAAAAUAUUGAGGCAGCCGAGAAGCUUUUCGAAAGCUUGUUUGUACAAGCUGAUGAGUUCGCCGACAAGGCUUACACUCAAAUUCCUGAUAUUGGUGGUUUGAUCACUGCGAUUCAGCAAGGAUUGUCGGAUGAGGAUCGGUCCCCUGUCAACAGUGUCAAGCAGCUACUUGACAGGAAUCAUCCAGACUUCGCGCCAAACGAUACAGAUCCUUUUCCUACUUUCAUGCACAUCCUGGAGAAUUCUUCAGCGUCCUUGACGUCGUUGAAUCUGGACUGGGUACUGUUUAGAAGGACAGAUCAACGUACUUCCUUGGAGUCAAAAUCAAGUCUGGAUGGCUUGUUUGGGCGCCUGUUCAGGUUACACUUCCCCUGCCUUCGUGCUUUUCAAUUCAGGAAUGCAGUCAUAGAGGAGUCUGCAUUUCCUCGAGAUGUUUAUCUGCUCGAUGCUUGUGGUCCAGACUCGGGUUCGCUCCUCGCCACAGAGUUGUGUAUAGCUUGGUUGGAGUUACAUCCAAGACUUCGUUCCUUGGCUUGGCCAGCGGAUCGUUUUUUCAGAGCUACAAGGACCCUCCCCACAGAGUUGCAAAACCGACUCGAACAUGUCAUCUCCAGUUUGGCACACUCACUGGAAGAUCUUCGGGUGGACACCGUAUACAGCCGCAGUGGUGAGUUCAAAUCCGAUGACUCAGAAGACCCACUGGACGUGAAUCGUCGACGGAGUCGCAGGCGGUUUAUCUCUGAGUUUGCGGCCAGACUACAAAAGCUUGAGAUUGUGAAGAUGGAGGGAGGCAUACCUCGUGAUGAGAAGCGUGAGACCAUACGUGCUUUACGGCAAUGCCCCCUAGAGAAGAUUGUCAUGAUUGGAGUUAAUUGCCCGAUUGGUAACACUUGGGGCUUUAACGGAAAGGACAUAGGGUCCCUCGGAAUCAACGAAGAUCCCAACGACCCUGACGACUUUGGAUCGCUGGAGGAAGAAGAUUCGGACGAGAUUGUUCGCCUCGGCACAACGAAUCCAGACCCUGUAUCGCGCAACGAAGUGUUCGAAGCUGAGUACGGAUGGCCUCCAGCUGGUCCCUUCAUCCACACCUUGGCCUCUUACCACGCAAGCACAGUCACAGAACUCAAAUUCUGUGGCUACCGAGGAGCACCACUUCUUUGGUCUCCCACACCCAUCACAAACUACAUGCUUGUCCCCCUCCGCAAUUUCCAUAAUCUACGCCGACUGAUAAUCUCGCUCUGGCUCCACACUCUAUGGGAAGGCGAGCAUCGCGACGACGAAAUCUUGGAUUACUGGCUCAACACGCGAGAUGCCUCAACCACAGCUCUCGUCACCACAACCACCGAAGAACCCACAGGAUGGGCCAAAGAACUCGCCACAAAAUAUGCCCCUGCAGUCAUUGCCGCUAGAAUCGUCACGUUCAUGGGCCCCUUCAUCAGCGAACAGGCCAAAUCUCAACACGGAGGUAUGCAUGUGAGAGCAAGCUUUUGCAUUGGCAGUUAUGGCGGCUUGUUCGACUUUGACGUCAUCAUUGGAAAGGAUGCGGACGGUAAAGAUGAGUUGAGAGAGUGGAAGGGUCCGAGGGAGGAGUUGCAUCCUGAGAGGAGGGCGGAGAAGUUGAGGAAUCGGAGGUGGUUUGGUACAAGGGUCAGGAGGGACUUGGGAGAUGGACAGAGGAGUAUGUCUGUUAGCUUGUGACAGCAAAGCUUUUGGGCCAAAGGCUUUGUUGAUGCUUCUGUGAACAUUUUCCACCAUUUCUGACUUUUGCAAAUUUCGAAGGUCUGAAACGAUUGACUUUUCACAAAGGUUGCGAAUCCCACAGUCGUAUCUAUCUCCUUGACGAAUCGAAAGCAGUAAAAUUUCUCACACG